Molecule: messenger RNA, 1077 nt
Organism: Rotaria sp. Silwood2
Lineage: Eukaryota; Metazoa; Rotifera; Eurotatoria; Philodinida; Philodinidae
Source: the annotation of a GenBank genome assembly
AUGGAAUGCAAUACAUAUGAUAAAUACUCGCGAAAAGAAAGAUUUACGUCGAAUCCUAUCGCUCCCAAGCGUCCCUGUGGUAGUUUAUACGGCUUUAUUUCACCUUUCAUAAAAGCCAUAGUAAAAGAUUUCAGACUUACAAAAGAUCAAUUACCGUCGAAAAAUGAAGCAAUCAUUCCAAUGAUCGUCGAAAAAGCUGCUUUGGGUAUUAUUGAAGAGGGAAAGGAGAUCGGAAAACAAGAUGAUGCCGAAAAAAUAGCAAAGACAUUAUUAAGUAAAAAAGAAUUGGGAAUGGAAGAAGUAUGGAAGUGUUGUGCAAAACUGUAUUCCUUGCCCAGCUUCUUGUAUCAAAAAUUGAAUGAGGCCAUGCGAUUGAUAGGAAGUGAAGAACAUGAACAGGUUUGGCGAAGUAAGGUACAGACAUUAGGACCAUUUAGUCUACUCCUAUGGGACAAUCCAUUCAAUAGCAAGAUGACUAAACCAGACACAAUACUUUAUCGUGGUGCUGAACUGUCUGAUGACUUUAUUGCUUCACUCCAAGAGGAUUAUUUUGCGCAUCCAAAACCACUGCGUUCCUUUCAAGCAUUCACUUCAUGUACUCGAAAUCUCGAAGUAGCUAAGAUGUUCGGUAACGUUUUAUUUGUUAUGGAGCUGUGCAUCGCAUUUACUGUCGAUCUUCAAAAAUUUUCAAAUUUUCCUGAUGAAGAAGAAGAGUUACUAUUGCCUGGUGUUUGCUUCACUAUUGACCAAAUGGAAUUUGACACAGAUGAGAAGAAAUAUGUAAUUUAUUUAACUCUUCAACAAAGACAUGCGAGAACUGAUCAACAUGAAGUAUUUCGGGAUGUAGCACAAAUAAAGCAACAACACUCCAAUCAUUCUUUUUUUCAUUCUAAUCCUAAUUAUCGUGCUAAUUUUGGCGAUCAAUAUGAGCUUAUUUUGCAUAAUAACCCUGCUUUUCAUCUUCUUCGUCGUGAUGAUCAUGAUACUUCUAUUGAUAUGGUGAUUGGUGCUCUUGCUAGUCGUGCGACCGAUCGUUAUAAUCGUUUUGGUCGUGAUAGUGAUUGGAAUGAUGCAUGA